AUGUCCCAACCCCUCCAACACACCGACCUCAUCUUCCCCGAACUCGCCACCGACUUCAACAAAACCCUCGGCUCCCUCAAAUCCCACACCCUCUCCAUCCCCAACCGCCUCCGCUCCAUCCUCACCGACGCCUCCUUCGUCACCUCCGUCGCUCACGCCUACCACCUCCCCCUCGUCGCCAACGAGCGCUGCGGCUCCUGGUACAUCCCUCCCUCCCUCAAAUCCGCCUCCGCCUACUUCAAGUCUACCGACGGCCACUUCGCCCAAUGGUCCUUCUCCCUCCGCCGCCUCAACCUCCCGCUCCUCGGCCUCCUGCCCCACCACGGCGGCGCUAUUAUCGUCGAUUCCACCCGCCGCGGGAAGAAGAUCCCCGACGCCCUCAGCAAGACCGUUCCCAUCUGGUGCGCCGUCUGGAAUCGUCUGCUUCGCCCGGACGACCCGGAGUGUCACGCACUGGCGACCCCCCCGUCCGCUGUAUCCCGCUCCGAGCACGCGCAGAUCGCCGCUCGUCUAGACCAGUUCAUCGCGCAGGCGAAGGUGCUCGACCUGGACCUCGAGCCGCUCCGCCAGGAGCUAAAGAAACCGCUCCGUCCUCUCUGGGUGACCACGGAUUCCAUCCUCCCCGAUUCCUCUCCGCAGUUCGACGAGUUCUACCCCAUUGUCUGCUGUACGUCGUCGCGCGCCGUCGGAGGCGCAGAGAUGUCGGAAGGGGGGUAUAUCCAGGGGGCGGGGGAUGAUGCCGAAGGAUGGAGUCGCGGGCUCACGGCGCCGGUGUUCUGGGCGAAUAAGGAGGCGUUGCUGGGGGCGCCGGAAGGGGAUUUGCCGGAGAUUAUUGAGGGGUUGAUGGCGCGGGAGGAGGGUGAGAGGCGGGGUGGGGAGAAGGGAGAGGCAGCGCUGGUGAAGCCGACGAGGGGACUUUAUCUUGGGAGGGUUGGGGCGGUGGAUGGUGGGCCAUUCGGGGUUGUGGUGCAGUGUGGGGCGGAGGCGGAUGAAGUGGUGCAGAAACGGUUGGGGAAGAGAUAUCUAUAUCUGAAUCCUGGAGAAAAGAAGGUAGGAGGUCGAUAUCUUCGGCACCUACUUCCGCGCGUGAAGUUUUUUAUCGAAGGCCUGGAAAAGGACGACGAGGCGAAAGAGACGGGGAAGGCGGUAGAUGACGAUGUGAAGGUUCUGAUAUGCGAUGACGAGGGGAAAGACAUCGCAGUGGGAGUGGCGUUGGUCGUAUGUUGUCUGUUCUAUUCUGAUGACGGGACAUUCAGCACGCAAGCAAGAACAACCAGGAUCGACAAGGACUUCAUACGCCGACGGCUAGGCUGGAUAGUCUCCUCGUCCUCAACCGCGAAUCCAUCGAGGGCGACGUUGAGAUCCGUGAAUGAGUUUCUGAUGAGCCAACGGUAUGGUGGGUAA
Molecule: messenger RNA, 1404 nt
Organism: Eremomyces bilateralis CBS 781.70
Lineage: Eukaryota; Fungi; Ascomycota; Dothideomycetes; Eremomycetales; Eremomycetaceae
Product: tRNA a64-2'-O-ribosylphosphate transferase
Exons: 2
Coding region: 1-1404 (467 amino acids)
Biological process (GO): charged-tRNA amino acid modification
Cellular component (GO): cytoplasm
Molecular function (GO): tRNA adenosine(64)-2'-O-ribosylphosphate transferase activity
Source: RefSeq, a predicted model, not a curated record